CUUGCCGAAUGCAGGAGCUGGGAUCUUGGUGCGAGGACAGGUGUUUGCUACCUGAGUGUGGGUGGGAGGGAGGAGGCGAUGGUCAUAAGCACUCCCUCGGUUAUUUUUUUCCCCCCACUUUUAAAAGUCAACAUUUAACACGACUCCCCCGCUUCAUUCGCUGAGGGACAAAUCCCUGACUUAAAACCGCCGCCCUUCACAAAACAAACAUACAAGAGGAGAGGAAAGGGGGUGGCGGGGGGAAAUUUACCAUGAAGCCAACACGAAUUCCCAAGUUCUUCGAGAAAGUUUCCCACGUCUUCUCCCGGAAGAAGAAGUACCAACUGAUUCAGGACAGUGACUUCGACGGCAAGGAGAAUGAAGAGCUCCGAGAACUAAAAGUUAAUUGGAAGAAUGAGCCAAUUGUGCCUGUGUCUUCUAAAGAAGCUAGCACAAGACACUUGGGUGAGCUAGUAAGCAAUCUUCAGGGUGACUUACAGAAUGGCCUCACAAAGGCUCAUGUGCUGGAACGUCGACAGCUGUAUGGAUGGAAUGAUUUUGAAGUGUCGAAAAAUGAACCAAUUUGGAAGAAAUACCUUGGCCAGUUCAAGAAUCCCCUUAUUCUGUUGCUUUUGGCCUCAGCUGUUAUUAGUAUCAUCACUAAAGAGAUUGAAGAUGCAGUGAGCAUAACAGUGGCCAUAGUAAUUGUUGUCACAGUUGCCUUUGUGCAGGAGUACCGUUCUGAGAAGUCUCUGCAAGAGCUAGGCAAACUAAUCCCUCCAGAAUGUAACUGUAUUCGUGAAGGUAAACUGGAGCAUGUGCUAGCGAGGGAACUUGUGCUGGGUGACACUGUAUGCAUUUCAGUUGGUGAUCGAGUCCCUGCAGAUGUCAGACUCUUUGAGGCUGUUGAUCUGUUGAUUGAUGAGGCCAGUUUCACAGGGGAGUCAGAAGCUUGUAACAAAAGUGCUGCAACCUUGUCAGAAGCUGGGGAUUUGACUUCUCUUCAAAACAUUGCAUUCAUGGGAACCCUGGUACGAUGUGGGAAUGGAAAGGGCAUUGUGAUUGGAACUGGUGAAAACUCUGAAUUUGGAGAAAUUUUUAAAAUGAUGCAAGCUGAAGAGGCUCCAAAGACCCCCUUACAAAAAAGUAUGGACAAUCUAGGGAAACAAUUAUCACUCUUUUCUUUUGCAGUUAUUGGUUUAAUGAUGCUGAUUGGUUGGUUACAAGGGAAGCACCUCCUUGGCAUGUUUACUUUAGGAGUUAGUGUUCAAUGUCACUUCGAAAUUUCAGAACUAUUGAGCCUGGCAGUUGCAGCUAUUCCAGAAGGCCUACCAAUUGUUGUAACGGUAACAUUAGCACUAGGUGUAAUUAGAAUGUCAAAGAAGAGAGUCAUAAUAAAGAAACUUCCUGUUGUAGAAACGUUAGGUUGUUGUAAUGUUAUCUGUUCCGAUAAGACUGGCACCUUAACGGCCAAUGAGAUGACUGUGACACGAUUGGUUACAUCAGAUGGAAUACAUGCAGAGGUAACUGGUACAGGAUACAAUGGAAAUGGCAAUGUAUAUUUAUCACCCAGUGGAGAGAUUGUAAAGGAAUUCUCCAAUGUGUCUAUAGGAAAACUGGUUGAAGCUGGAUGUUUAUGUAAUAAUGCUGUCAUCAGAGAAGACACAUUAGUGGGACAGCCAACAGAAGGUGCCUUAAUUGCUCUUGCAAUGAAGAUGGACCUUGAUCAUGUUAAGCAGAGCUAUACAAGGAAGAAGGAAUAUCCAUUUAGCUCAGAACAGAAGUGGAUGGCUGUUAAAUGCGCCCACAAGAGUCGGGAAACUGAAGAAAUUUACUUCAUGAAGGGGACCUAUGAGGGAGUUAUUCAGUACUGUAGCAAUUAUAGCAAUGGCGGCAUGCCCGUACCCCUCACACCACAGCAAAUGGCAACAUACGUCCAACAACAAGCAAAACUAGGAGCGGAGGGCCUACGUGUGCUCUCACUAGCCGUUGGACAGGAAUUAGGUGCACUUACCUUCUUGGGAUUGAUUGGUAUUAUUGAUCCACCAAGAGCUGAAGUCAAGGGAGCAGUUCAAUUGCUUCAAAAUUCAGGAGUUGCUGUAAAAAUGAUCACUGGAGACUCUAAAGAAACGGCCAUUUCUAUAGGAAGAAGCAUAGACCUUUAUAAUGAUGAUAUGGAGGUUAUGUCAGGGGAGCAGCUGGAGCAAUUAGAUGAUGAGGAUCUUUCCCUCAUGGUAAUGAAGGUGGCUAUAUUCUUUAGAACGAGUCCAAAGCACAAACAGAAAAUAAUAAAGGCCCUUCAGAGCAAUAAUACCGUGGUAGGGAUGACGGGAGAUGGUGUGAAUGAUGCUGUUGCUCUCAAGUCUGCUGAUAUUGGUAUUGCCAUGAAAGGAACAGGAACUGAUGUCAGUAAAGAAGCAGCAGGCAUGAUUCUAGUGGAUGAUAACUUUACAUCUAUUUUGCGUGCAAUGGAGGAAGGCAAAGGAAUUUUUUACAAUAUUAAAAAUUUUGUGCGAUUUCAGUUGAGUACGAGUAUUUCAGCAUUGAGCUUGAUUGCUCUUUCUACUGUAUUUAAUCUGCCAAAUCCACUAAAUGCUAUGCAGAUUCUGUGGAUCAACAUCAUUAUGGAUGGACCUCCAGCCCAAAGCUUGGGUGUUGAGCCAGUUGACAAAGAUGUCAUGAAACGGCCUCCAAGAAAUGUCAAAGAGUCUAUCCUGAAUAAGGGCCUAAUUGUUAAAAUAUUAUUCUCAGCUAUUAUCAUUAUAAGUGGUACCCUCUUUGUUUACUGGAAAGAGCUUCCGGAGGGGAAGAUUUCCUCAAGGACCACAACCAUGACAUUUACUUGUUUUGUCUUCUUUGAUAUGUUCAACGCUUUAAGUUGUCGCUCUCAGACUAAAUCAAUAUUCCAGAUAGGCCUUUUUCGUAAUCAUGUGUUUCUAUAUACCGUACUUGGCUCUCUUCUGGGACAAAUGGCUGUCAUCUAUUUCCCACCUCUUCAGAAAGUUUUCCAAACCGAGAGCCUCAGAGCACUUGACUUGCUGUUCUUGAUUGGCUUGGCCUCUUCAGUUUUCUUUGCAUCAGAGAUAUUGAAGUUAAUUGAAAGGAUAUGGUCUUCAGCCACUCAAAGGGAAAAUGGGCCCAGUUUAGAAGUAUGACCAUGAGUUGGAAUAUAACUGUUCUGGCUGAGCCAUGGGCACUACAGGAUUGUACAACCAGACUUUAUCAGGACUAUCAAUGGCCCUUGUGAAAUUUAAUAUUGAAGGUCAUGAAUAAGGAAGUUUUCUUUGUAUAUUGUGGAAUUUCACAUAAGGAAAAUGGCUUUGUCCGGGAUGUGUUGAUGCUCUUGAACAGAAGGAAUCCUUCAUCCAAUUUUGCAAAUUUUCAAGGCAAAACGACAUUAUUUAAAAAGUCUUGAAGUGGUUUGGGAUGUGCAAAAGAACUUUGUAGCUCUGAAAAAGCCAAUUAAUAACCCUUUGUCUAGAAUUCACACAUCUGAAGUGCAGUGCAUUCAAGGUAUAAAUAUUGUAAGUAUUGUUCUUUCAACACUAUUCUUGCUUAUCGCAAACUUUGUUGAGUACAGUACAUGCCUACAGCUACAUCUAUAUCAAGGGACAGCGGGUGAUAUUUCUAGGUUGAUUACCUAUAUCAACAAAACAAGAAGCAUUGCAACUGUUGAACCUUUCUAAUUCCCUUAAUUAGCGAUCGUCUUAAAUUGCAUUAUUUGCCAAUAAAAUUGCUGACAACAAGCCAUCUUUGUUCUAUGAUAUAAGUGGCCUAUAUGUUUCCCGUUCAUGAAGACUUUCAAAAAAGUAGAUAUGUGUAAACAGGUUCAAUUUUGGGCGAUAGCACUGGAAGAUUAAUAGACUGGUUCAUGAGCAUGAUGAAUUCAAGGCCUGAGUGAGAAACUAGUGCAACAAUCCACAAUUACAGCAAAAGAAUAUUUUAUAGCAGCUCAGACCUGGCUUGGAUGAGGUCUAUUAAUGCUGAUUUCAGGGGUCACAAGAGAUCGGUAUCAGUGAGCAACCCCAGAGGUUUCCAUGGUAUCGCAUCCAUAUCUGUUGGCCCCCUCCUAGGAUGACAUGGUUGAGAUCUUCUGCUAAUGGAAGAUUAUGCAGGGAUUCAACAAAACAAAAAUCAUUGCCACUCUCUCUACAGAAUGCUGCAGUAUGCCCAAGGGCCUAUUCCAACCAUCUUUAGAGGCUCAUCAGUACCCCAAUGGUAUUCUCUAUUACCUGCUUGGGAAACAUGUGCCUGAUUUUCUGACCUCCACCUCAGUCUGUGGCAUCUGAAAUAGUGUUGUGAGCCAUAACAGCAGUGUGUGGGGGUGGGGGGGGCGUGGUUUGGGUGGCUUGUCUUGACCCCACUGGGGGUUCAGCUAACUUUUUCUUUAUUUGUCCAUGGCGUCGCUGGCUAGGCCAGCAUUUAUUGCCCAUCCCUAAUUGUCAGGGCAAUCACAGGGCAUUUUAAGAAUCAACCACAUUGCUGUGGGUCUGGAGUCACAUGUAGGCCAGACCAGGUAAGGACAGCAGAUUUCCUUCCCCUAAAAGGGGCAUUAGUGAGCCAAAUGGGUUUUUACAACAAUUGGUCAUUAGAUUUUUAAUUCCAGAUUUUUUUUUAAAUUGAAUUCUAAUUCCACCAUCUGCUGUGGCAGGAUUGAAACCUGGGUCCCCCAGAUCAUUACCCUGGGUCUCUGGAUUACUAGUCCAGCAACAAUACCACUACGCCUUCACCUCCCCUUUAAAAAAAACGUGGUCGACAGGAUCCGAACCUGUGCGGGGAAACCCCAAUGGAUUUCCAUGCUGACCUAACAUCAAUUGCUGUUUGCAGAGGAGUUCCAAACUUUUCAGCCAUUAUUUUAGAUGGUCAAAUGGAUAAAUGUUCCCAACAAUGGUUUUCCUCAUUGUUCAGCACUCCAUUUCAUAAACAGAAUUAAAUUUUAUUUGUUUCCCCUUAGUAAUUAAUGACCACUGUUGAAAUAUUUUUUCACUGCAGUUAACAAAAAGUCAAUCUUUCAUUUUUCAUCAAGGAGCUUCGUCCUCAAAAGCUGAAAUUCAAAGUAAGAUGCUCUAAUUUCCCAGAUAUUCAUUUUGUAAAAUGAGAAAACAUUAUUUAUUUAUGCAUCAUUAAUUUGCAAAGCUUGUUACCCAAAUUGAUUAAUGAGAGGUCUACUCCCUUACACACUAAUCAUGAAUUCCUAGCUUUUAUAACAUUUACAAAGCUUCCUUUUCCUCCCUGAUGAAAGAUCAUCUCAGUACUAGUAGAGUCUGGUACACGGUUAAUGUGGGACUGAGUACAGUACUGCCCAGACAGUGAUGUAAGAAGGCACACGGCCCAGAGCCAGGGUCAGUCUACAGAUGGGCAGAGAUGCGGAAAGACCUAGGAUGGAGUCAGAUCCAUACCUGUACCCUUUACUGUAUAUAGUUGAGUUGUUAAAAAAAGAUCUGCUGUUAAUAUACUUAAGAGUAUGAAGCCUACUUCAUGGUGUCCGAAGCAAGAUUCUUCAAUCUCAAUCUGAAACAUUAACUCUGUUUCUCUCCACAGGUGCUGCCUGACCUAAGUAUUUCCAGCACUUUUUUUUUGUUUUUAUUUGUUUCCUCCCCCUGCAUUCAGAAUGGUGUUUCCAAAUAUCACUGCACUAUAUAUCUGCACAUUACCACAGCUGGAAGGGCUAAGUCUGUUGUUGAAAUAACUAUAAAAUUUGAUCCAGAUGAAAACAAGCUGACUUCUAUUAAUGUACUUUCUCUAGAGACAAGAUAAUAUAUUUGAAUAGUGUGCAAAACAUUUUUGAUUUCAAAAUGAUUUUCUUUCCAGUAAGUCACAUUGACUAAGUGAUUCUGCACCUCCUUCCCUCAACAACUCACCCUCCAACUUUCAUAAAGCAAACAGAUAGCCUGGAGAGUACUUUGUACAUCUGGUGCAACUUGGGUUUGAUCAGGUCAUCCCUAUGCUGUGAGCUUCCAUUUAGGAGCCUAAAAUGAUUGAGAAUGAUUUUUCAUUAUGGUUAACUAAAUUUUGAUUUGCAUAUGUUAGUCUAUCAAAAUUUGCUGAUUUGGCUGAAUUAGUUAAUUGCCAUUCUGUUCAUUUUAGCUUGUCCUAAAUGAUGAGUUAAAGUUUUUGCCUUGUUUCUUCCACUAACAAUUUGAUAAUGUUAUAUGAUUUUUUUCUGAGAGUGCCUGAAAAUAUGACACCGUUUUACAAUAAAUGUAAUAUGUUAAUCAAAUUGAACCAUUUACAAUAAAGUGGUUAUUUGUGCUUUUUUUUAUUGAUAUAGCAAGUGAAAUGCUAAAGGACUUUUUAGCCAAGCAAGUAUUGGUCACAUUUUCACACUGAAGUCAAACUGAAAUCUUUCUUUAUUUGAAAUUGAGUUUAAUUUUUGUGAAAGAAAUUUUAAAAUUUGUGACCAUUUAUUUUCAGUUUUGUAAACUAUACAUGGAAAUAUUGUGAAUCUACAAAAACUGUUGGACCAAAGAUGUUUGAGAUUACUUGCUUAUUCAGCUGUAAAGUGUCAAGUGGCACAUAAAUUCCAAGGUCCACAAACAUAGAUAUUAAAAAAUGGACAAUAAAACUCAAA
Carcharodon carcharias (great white shark) is the source of this 6550-nucleotide messenger RNA. Its product is annotated as calcium-transporting ATPase type 2C member 2-like. Bases 252 to 3134 code for a protein of 960 amino acids. Gene Ontology annotation, biological process: calcium ion transmembrane transport; manganese ion transport; intracellular calcium ion homeostasis. NCBI's taxonomy places the organism in Eukaryota, Metazoa, Chordata, Chondrichthyes, Lamniformes, Lamnidae. Gene Ontology annotation, molecular function: P-type calcium transporter activity; ATP hydrolysis activity; ATP binding. The record is from RefSeq and is a predicted model, not a curated record. The transcript has 28 exons. Gene Ontology annotation, cellular component: plasma membrane; Golgi membrane; endoplasmic reticulum.